Molecule: messenger RNA, 1326 nt
Organism: Protobothrops mucrosquamatus (brown spotted pit viper)
Lineage: Eukaryota; Metazoa; Chordata; Lepidosauria; Squamata; Viperidae
Gene: LRRC58
Product: leucine rich repeat containing 58
Exons: 4
Coding region: 1-1086 (361 amino acids)
Molecular function (GO): protein binding
Source: RefSeq, a predicted model, not a curated record
AUGGCGGAGGAAGGAGUGCAGGCCGAAGCCGAAGCCCAAGCCCGACGAGCGGGCGAGGAAGGCGAUCUGCGGCCGAGGGGCGUCGCGGAGCCGUCCUCGCGGCGCCUGGUGCUCCCCCCCUCCUGGCUGUCCCCGGCGGGCGAGUUGCCCGCGAGGCUAGGGAGCUGGUAUCCGGCCCUGGAGGUCUUGGACGUGAGCGGGACGGGGUUGUCGGUGCUGGGCCCCGAGCUGCUGGACCUGGCGCAUCUGCACACGCUGCUGGCGAAGAACAACCGGUUGGGGUCCCGCGGGUCGCUCCCGAAGGGCCUGGCCAACGCCCCCCUGGGCCGGUCCUUGCGGCUCCUCAACUUGAGCGGCAACCGCUUCACGCACUUCCCAGCCUCGCUCCUGGGCCUCUCCCGCCUCCAGAGCCUCAGCCUGGGGAGCAACCGGCUCCAGAACAUCCCCCCCGCCAUCCAGGAGCUCAGCAGUUUAGAAUUUUUAUAUCUUGGAGGAAAUUUCAUUACUUCCAUUCCACCAGAGUUAGCAAACCUGUCUUCACUAAGUUACCUAGUCCUCUGUGAUAAUAGGAUACAGAGUAUUCCACCUCAGUUGGCACAGUUGCAUUCACUUCGCUCUCUUAGCCUCCACAACAACUUACUGACAUAUCUUCCUCGGGAGAUCCUCAAUCUAGUUCAGCUUGAAGAACUGAGUUUGCGUGGGAAUCCUUUGGUUGUGAGGUUUGUCCGUGAACUGACCUACAAUCCUCCAAGCCUCCAAGAACUGGCUGGACGUACUGUCAAAACUCGCAAUAUUCCUUAUGUUGCUAGUGAUCUCCCUGGAAAUCUCCUUCGAUAUUUGACUCUGGCCAGCAAUUGUCCUAAUCCUAAGUGUGGAGGAGUCUAUUUUGACAGCUGUGUCCGCCAAAUAAAAUUUGUCGAUUUCUGUGGGAAGUACCGUGUUCCACUGAUGCACUACCUUUGUUCCCCUGAGUGUUCUUCCCCUUUCAGUUCUGCAUCUCAGAGUUCUAAUUCCCAGAGUGAAUCUGAUUCAGAAGAUGAAGCCAUUGUUGCUGCACGCAGAAUGCAAAAGGUUCUUUUGGGAUAGGAAGAAAAGAUAAUACAAGAAGCAAGUGCCUGAUGUCCUUUGGAAUGGGCUUGCCUAUAUUAUAUUAUUCACUGAAAAUGCACCUGUAGAAUUAUCCAUGAGAAAGCCACUAAAUGCCUUAGAGAGAAAUUAGUAUAAAGACAUCUUACAGCUUGCUAUCUGGAAGGACACUCUUAAAGCUUGAGAUGUUUCAGGAAUUCUUGGCACUGGUGAUUUGUUAGAGAUGUUUUAAACGAGGGG